Messenger RNA from Girardinichthys multiradiatus, 1996 nucleotides. It is a transcript of the gene mmp19, whose product is annotated as matrix metallopeptidase 19. Gene Ontology annotation, cellular component: extracellular matrix. The record is from RefSeq and is a predicted model, not a curated record. The transcript has 9 exons. Gene Ontology annotation, biological process: extracellular matrix organization; collagen catabolic process; proteolysis. Gene Ontology annotation, molecular function: metalloendopeptidase activity; zinc ion binding. NCBI's taxonomy places the organism in Eukaryota, Metazoa, Chordata, Actinopteri, Cyprinodontiformes, Goodeidae. Bases 131 to 1546 code for a protein of 471 amino acids.
CAGGGCUGACUCAUGCUCAGCUGAGUUAAAACUGCUGGAGCACGAAGGAACACAAAGAGUCUUCUGUGAGACUCUUCUCACACCAUAAAAGCACCAGCCUGGGACAGAAACUGUAGAUGAAAAUCUCACAAUGGACCGCUCAGGACUCCUGCUGCUGUUAGUGCUCAGCCUCAGAGCUGCAUUAGGUGCUGUGGUGGAAUGGACGGAGUUAAAUGAAGCAAAGGCGUAUUUAAAGCAGUAUGGCUACUUGAAUGAUCCAGGUGAUCCACAGGACCCUUCUUACCUGGAGGAGGUCAUUGAAGCGCUUAGAGUCUUCCAGAGGGUGAAUGAUCUGCCACCUACUGGAGAGUUAGAUGAAGCCACCCUUGGUGUGAUGAGACAGCCCCGCUGUGGUUUGAAGGAUCCAUUUAACAAGAAAUUCCACAAGUACAAAGUUAUGGGUCGUUGGAGGAAAAAGAGUCUCACCUACCGGAUCUACAAUUACACACCUGACAUGUUGAGAUCAGAGGUCAGGGCAGCCAUCCGUUCUGCAUUUACGUACUGGAGCAAUGUGGCAGAUCUGACGUUCAGAGAGGUUGAUUAUAGCAGAGCAGAUAUAAAGAUCUCCUUUCAUAAGAAAGAUGGCUACUGCUCAGUUCCAUUUGAUGGCCGAGGUCAUGUAUUGGCUCAUGCUGAGUCACCAGAAUCUGGCAUUGUCCAUUUCGAUGAGGAUGAGUUUUGGACAGAGGGAUCAUAUUAUGGCACUAAUCUGCGUAUUGUGGCUGCCCAUGAAAUAGGACAUGCUCUUGGUCUGGGUCACUCCCAAUUCAGGAGUGCUCUGAUGGCACCAGUUUACGCUGGGUAUCGUGUCAACUUCAGGCUGCAUUCAGAUGAUGUUAAAGGCAUUCAGACACUAUACGGCAAACCACUCAGCACCACUUCAGCCAGUACAACAACUGUGGACAACGUGUUUCCCACAGAGAGCAGUUCUGGACCUGCAAGAAUCCCUGAUCCCUGCACUGCAGAUCUGGAUGCCAUUAUGUUAGGUCCAUGGGACAAAACCUUUGCCUUUAGGGGGGAUUAUGUGUGGACUAUCUCUGAUAUGGGCCAUAACACUCCGAUAAAGAUCAGCAGACUGUGGAGGGAACUCCCUGGAAACCUGAAUGCUGCUGUCCACUCACAGAGAACCAAUAAGACAUACUUUUUUAAAGGCAGUAAAGUAUGGAGGUACACAAUGUUCAUGCUUGACUACGGCUACCCCAAACAGGUCAAACGGAUCCCUCCAAACAUCGAUGCAGCCUUAUACCUGCAGAUUAACAAGAAGCUUGUGUUCAUAAAGGGAUCAGACCACUGGCAGUUUGAUGAGCUGAAAUACAGUUUAGCUUUCUACCCAAAACCUCUGAGCAUGCUCAUCAGCGGGGUGCCAUCUUCUCCUGACGCAGCCUUCACCUGGACCAACGGCAAGAUCUUUUUCUUCAAGGGAGACAAGUACUGGAGAGUGAACGAGCUGCUGAAAGUAGACAGAGGGUACCCACUGAGCAAGAAGGAGCGAUGGAUGAGGUGCUAGCGAAUUACCACCAGGGGGCAGCAAGAACCAGAGGAGGGGAUUCUGGCUCCACUCAGGGCAUUGAAUAAUAAACAACAGCAACAUCAGUGAUUAAUUGUGAAUUGGAGAAAAAUAGUGAGAGAACUGAUUUAACUUCACUGGAUUUUAUUACUGUUGAGCUCCUUCAAACUGAUUUUUGGAAGGCAUAAAAUCUCUGCUGACUGAUGAAUUAUGUAAACCUCAGUAUAAUCUUGGAGAGAAAUCAAGGCCAUCUGUUUGUCUUUUGUCCUCCCACAUAUGUGUUGAAUUAUGUGUUGCAACGCUUUCAGUAAGAUGUAAUAUUAUGGCAGGAGUGUAAAAUUUCUGUUUGCUUUCUCUUGCAAAUUAUACAUGCUCACUGCAUGAGUCACAGUAGUUUUUUUAAAGAAACAAUUUAAGAUUUUAUAAAAUAAAAAGACAAUGUCAACAAUA